AUGAAAGCUGCUAGAAGACCAAUUGCAGAACUGACUGAAAAAGAAAAGGAAAAAAAGCGACGAGAAUGGAGACUUGCCAAAAAAAAACAAAAAGAAGGUGGUGUAACAAAACCAAAGAACAACAAGUGUUGUGCGUUAAAUGCACGAUUAUGUGAAAAAUUGAAGAAGCGAAUAACAGAUCAAAAGAAAGUUAUAGAUAAUAUAUUGCUGAAGAAACAUGCUUUACAAAAAAACCUAUAUAGACAUAAAAUUAAAAUUGAAGAGCUGCGCAAAUUGAUCUCAAAUUCAGAACGAACGGAAAACAAAUAUUUAAUAAACUCAUCAGAAAGUAAAACCAACAGUGAAUUUGUACCUACAGACAUUAAUGCACCAACUACCUCAUCCGGACUGACCACAACUGACAAAUCUGAAAAUGAAGAUUUACGUGAAAAAACUCCCAUGUCUAAAACAUUAUCCUUUAUAAAUGAAAAUAUUCCAUCCAUAUCCACUCCUGAAAAAAAUAAAGUUAAAAAACAGAUCCUGCAGCUGAAUGUGAUCAGUGCUUCGUUACAGACAGCAUAUGAAAAACAUGACAAUAAAUCAAAACAGAUCCUAAAAGACAUUGUUUCAUCCGAAGCAAUAGAAAAAUAUAAUCUGAAAACUGAUAUUUCGAAAUCAUUGGGACUGAAAGGGAGAAACCAGAUACCGAAUGACUUGGAUCCAGUACCACUUACUACACGAUUACAUCAAAUUACUUACCAUGUUCCAUCAACAACACUAAGGUACCGCAAUGUCAGUUGUUUCUGUAAGUCAUCUUUGCCAAGAGGGAUUUGCGAAUGCUACAACGCGAAAACUCACGUCCUGAAAAAAACUAUAGUCCACAAGAUAAAUUGUUCAACCAAUGUUAGUAAAAGGAUGCGCAACAAUGAGGAAGCGGGGCAAUUGAAUGAAUGCGGAGCAGUGCUGCCAGAAAUUCCCGUGGUUUCACAUCGAAUAUCAACCAAUGACAUUGACGUUAUACAUGACGAAGGUGGAAUUUUUCAAUCGAAAACAAAAGCAAGUAGUUGCAUCAUUCGGGAAACUGCUGGAACAAAAAUUGUAUUGAUGGCAAAAAAAUCAGAAUUCACUUAA
Parnassius apollo (apollo) is the source of this 1110-nucleotide messenger RNA. NCBI's taxonomy places the organism in Eukaryota, Metazoa, Arthropoda, Insecta, Lepidoptera, Papilionidae. The record is from the annotation of a GenBank genome assembly.